This is a messenger RNA of Arvicanthis niloticus (Nile rat), 2809 nucleotides long. The record is from RefSeq and is a predicted model, not a curated record. Lineage: Eukaryota; Metazoa; Chordata; Mammalia; Rodentia; Muridae.
GCCGAGGGAAGAUGGAUCCAGACCCCAAAGGACGUUCACCACAAAGGGAAAGGCUCACGGUGCCCAGCGGGGCCUGGGAGCACUGGGCUGGAAGAACAGCAUUCUCGGACCGCGGGGAAUGUGCCGCCGGACCCCACAGCCAAUCAGCAACCUCGGCCUUUCUGCCCUCGAGGGGGGCGGACCCGGGUAAAACCCUGCUGUGGUGGGAGAGGUGCACAAAUUAGGGGUCAAGUAGUUUGUCCUCCAUCUCAAACCAUUGCCCCCCUGGGCCCAAAUACCAAGUAGGAUCCCAGAAUUGGAGGAGGGAGUGGAUUGCAGAUCACCCGUUUAAUCGGCUUCAUUUGCAACCUAGAGGAGCAGGGGUUGAGAUUGGAAUGCUGUCUUUUGGAAUGAUUCCUGCAUCCAUAGUCCCAGGUCUAUGGCACAUCCCACUUGACUAGCCACGUAUGAGGCUUUUUAGGAGUUUGCAGAUUAUAAAAACAGCUGAGAUGAGAUUACCAUUGGCUUUUAAAUAAAUCUGUAUUCUAUAGAGAGAGGGGGUGGGGCAUAGAAAGGUCAAAUUAUGGUCUACAAUCCAGUCAUUUGUUUACUCAAAGAGUACUAAGUUUUUGUUUUUUGUUUUGUGUGUGUGUGUGUUUGUGUGUGUGUGUUUGCGUGUGUAUGCGCGCGUGCGUGCGCCAAACAUUGUCAGGUCCUGGAGAUGCAAGAACUGAUUUUAUAAACGUUAUUCGUGCCCUCGGUACAUGAAGAAGCCAGCUUGCAUGGUAGCCUGUAUCUUAUCUCCCUUCCUAAUUCAAAUGUUGACCCUCUGUUCUCCUCAGGUCCAGCCUGCGGGGUGCCCACAAUGCCCCAGGCUUCUGAGCACCGCCUGGGCCGUACUCGAGAGCCACCUGUCAAUGUACAGCCCCGAGUGGGAGCCAAGAUACCAUUUCCUCCCCGGGCCCGCAGCAAGGAGUGCCGAAACCCAGUUCCUGGGCCAAACUCUAUAUUACGACCUUUGCCUCCCAGGCCAGGUCCCCCAGACGAAAGGCUCAAGAAACUGGAGCUGGGUCGGGGUCGGACCUCAGGCUCUCAUCCUAGAGGUCCCCUUCGAGCAGAUCAUGGGGUUCCCUUGCCUGGCUCACCGCCCCCAACUGUGGCUCUGCCUCUCCCAUCCCGGACCAACUUAGCCCGUUCCAAGUCUGUGAGCAGUGGGGACUUGCGUCCAUUGGGGAUUGCCUUGGGAGGGCACCGUGGCGCUGCUGAGCUAGGGUCUGCACUGAGCCGCUUGGCACUCCGGCCUGAGCCACCCACUUUGAGACGUAGUACUUCUCUCCGGCGUCUUGGGGGCUUCCCUGGCCCCCCUACCCUGCUCAGCAUACGGACAGAGCCCCCUACUUCCCAUGGCUCCUUCCACAUGAUAGCUGCCCGGCCUUCUGAGCCUUUCUACUCUGAUGACAAGAUGGCUCACCACACACUGCUUCUGGGCUCUGGUCAUGUUGGCCUCCGAAAUCUAGGAAAUACAUGCUUCCUGAACGCCGUUCUACAGUGUCUGAGCAGCACAAGGCCUCUUCGAGACUUUUGUCUGCGAAGGGACUUCCGGCAAGAGGUGCCUAGAGGAGGCAGAGCCCAGGAACUCACAGAAGCCUUUGCAGAUGUGAUUGGUGCCCUCUGGCACCCUGACUCCUGUGAAGCUGUGAAUCCUACCCGAUUCCGGGCUGUCUUCCAGAAAUACGUCCCUUCCUUCUCUGGAUACAGCCAGCAGGAUGCCCAAGAGUUCCUGAAGCUCCUCAUGGAGCGGUUGCACCUUGAAAUCAACCGGCGAGGCCACCGGGCACCACCAAUCCUGGCCAGUGGUCCAGUUCCUUCUCCACCUCGCCGAGGAGGGGCUUUGCAUGAAGAACCCGAAUUGAGUGAUGACGACCGAGCCAACUUAAUGUGGAAGCGCUACCUGGAGCGAGAAGACAGCAAGAUUGUGGACCUGUUUGUGGGCCAGUUGAAAAGCUGCCUCAAGUGCCAGGCCUGUGGGUAUCGCUCCACGACCUUCGAGGUUUUUUGUGACCUGUCCCUGCCCAUCCCCAAGAAAGGAUUUGCUGGGGGCAAAGUGUCUUUGCGGGAUUGCUUCAGCCUUUUCACCAAGGAGGAAGAGCUAGAGUCGGAGAAUGCCCCAGUGUGUGACCGAUGUCGGCAGAAAACUCGAAGUACCAAAAAGUUGACAGUACAAAGAUUCCCCCGAAUCCUCGUGCUCCAUCUGAACCGAUUUUCCACCUCCCGAGGCUCCAUCAAGAAAAGUUCAGUAGGUGUAGACUUCCCACUGCAGCGACUAAGCCUAGGGGACUUUGCCAGUGACAAAGCGGGAAGCCCUGUCUACCAGCUGUAUGCCCUUUGCAACCACUCGGGUAGUGUCCACUAUGGCCACUACACAGCCCUGUGCCGGUGCCAGACUGGUUGGCAUGUCUACAAUGACUCCCGCGUCUCCCCUGUCAGUGAAAAUCAGGUGGCAUCCAGUGAGGGCUACGUGCUGUUCUACCAGUUGAUGCAGGAACCACUUCGGUGCCUGUGACACCAUCUUGAAGCCCUGGCACCUGUGAAAAUCUUCUUAACAUCCUUAAGCCCCCAGGCUCCCCACUUACCUCACAGACGUCUAUUUUUGUGUCUUUUUAAUCGGGGAGGGAGGAGGGUUGGCUGUAGCUCCCGUUAUUUUUUAUUAAGAAGUACCCUUCCGCCUCGUUUUCCUGUCCCAUGUACAGAAACCACCAGGCCCUUGACCAUGUACAGCCCCCAGAACCUCUGCAGUCUCACUUUUUUUGUGAAUAAAUUUAUUAAGAAA